Messenger RNA from Labeo rohita (rohu), 828 nucleotides. RefSeq names its product histone H2B-like. The coding region runs from base 431 to 805 and encodes 124 amino acids. NCBI's taxonomy places the organism in Eukaryota, Metazoa, Chordata, Actinopteri, Cypriniformes, Cyprinidae. Gene Ontology annotation, cellular component: nucleosome. Gene Ontology annotation, molecular function: protein heterodimerization activity; structural constituent of chromatin; DNA binding. The record is from RefSeq and is a predicted model, not a curated record. The transcript has a single exon.
UCUUUCAGAAACACAUGAAGUUUUAGGGGGUCUUCGUUAAGUAAUGAACAUUUUGUGUUACAGCGUCAAUUUGAUGGUAACCAUCUAAUGACUUUAAUAGAGUUAAGAAAUCACAUUCGUGCAGUUCUUUAAUAUGUGUAAAAUGACGUAUCAAUAUACAGCCAGAACUUAAUUUCGCGCGGGAAAACGAGACAAAGAACCUGAAAUGUGUGCAAGAAGUUACUCACGGGCGGGGGCGAUAGGAGGGACUAAACUGUCGAGGCAUACGAUUGGCUGAUGUGCCCGCAAGCCAGUCGUCAUUUUGACCAAUGAAAUAAGUCUCACACGUUCUUUUCACGAAUAAGCCCUUUUAGAUUAGCAUAUGCCCGAAUAAAUACCCAGCGCACGUCUCAGUCCAUAUAGUGUUUUGUGACGAGGAACAUAGAGCAACAUGCCCGAGCCAGCUAAAUCUGCUCCCAAGAAGGGCUCCAAGAAAGCGGUCACUAAGACCGCCGGAAAAGGAGGAAAGAAGCGCAAGAGAUCCAGGAAGGAGAGCUACGCUAUCUACGUCUACAAAGUACUGAAACAGGUUCACCCCGAUACUGGCAUCUCCUCGAAGGCGAUGGGAAUCAUGAAUUCUUUCGUCAAUGACAUCUUCGAGCGCAUCGCCGGUGAAGCGUCUCGUCUCGCUCACUACAACAAGCGCUCCACCAUCACAUCUAGAGAGAUCCAGACCGCCGUGCGUCUGCUGCUGCCCGGUGAGCUGGCCAAACACGCCGUGUCGGAGGGCACAAAGGCCGUGACCAAAUAUACUAGCUCGAAGUAAAGCGUCAACUGACUUGAUCUACC